AUGCGGCUAUUCGAACGUUUGAAAGUUUUGUUCUAAUUCAAAGUCGAACCGUAUAUGUCUGUUCAAGAUUCACGAUAUGAUGACCGACGAGGAGUUUUAUCGAGUCUUUCGAGCGGAUCGCAGCCAAGUGCCAUCGCACGAGCUCGUAAAAUUGAAUCCACCGAUCACGCAGUUUAAACGAAGAUUAUCGAGCCAAGAUCGAUUUUUAUCAUUUACUGCCUUUGGUAGACACUAUGACUUGCAGUUGAAACUACGCGAUGACGUGUUACUUGGGAAAAACACGCCGAUAUGGCAUGUCAAAACUGAUCCUUUGAACUCUUCCAAAAUAGAGUACAAGCCGUUGAGAAAUGUGAGUCUAUAAAUAAGUGACAUUUCAAAUUCGACGUGUGAAUUUAAUAAUUUGUAAAAUCAAAACCAACUGCAUGUAGAUUUUGGACAGUAUCAAUGGAAUUUACCAAGAUUCCGUAAACAUGGUUUCGCUACUGGAAACCAAAUUUCAGAAAAACGGACAAGUCUUUUACGAUGGAACGAUUGCCGCGGAUUUAGCAAUAAGUCCUCUCCCUCAACGUUUGAUCGACAUGAUUGCAAACACGAGUAAUGAUGAUAAUAUUAAGGAUCACGUUAUUUAUAGAAUAGUUGCCGAGAACUCUACGAUAGAUUACACGCCACCUGCUGUCGAUAACAUGAGAAAAUACAGUAAAAAACAAAUCAGGCUACAACCGCUGAAAACUUUGUAUCCAGAAAUAUUGGUCGUAGUAGACGCCACGUUUUACAAGCAUUUGGGUGAGGAACCACUUCUAGCAAUGAAUUAUUUGGUGCCCUUCUGGAACGGUGUCGACCUGAGAUACAAACUUUUGAAAUCGCCAAGGGUUAAGAUUAACAUCGCUGGAGUAAUUUUAGCGCAGGACGAAACAUCGCUGCGUUACAUAUACGAUAAUUUAGACGAGACUGGACGAAUACAGGCAAAACAGGCUCUAAUAGACGCCGGGGAAUACUUCAGUACAAACGCUAAAUUCAUCCGAAACAAAGACGUAAUCGUGACGAUGACAAAGCGUGACAUAUGCAGUUUAAAAUAUGCCAACUACUGCAAGUCUUCAGCGUUAGGUAAGGCGUUUACUGGGAAGGCAUGUUCCAAGAAGAAAAAUACAGCAAUAUUCGAAGACAACGGAGGAUAUGCAGGGAUAAUCACAGCUACACACGAGAUCGGACAUUUACUCGGCUUACCUCACGACGGCGAAGACGAAGCAGCGGAUUGCUCGCAAAAGGACGGCUUCAUUAUGGCGAGUGCGAAAUUCCGCUCGGUGAACAGUCUUUGCUGGUCACCGUGCAGUAGGAAAAUUUUGGAGCAGUUUGCAAGCCUGACAGCUUCGAAUUGUUUGGAGAACAAACCUGAAAACUUGGGCGAACUUUUAGCCCAGACUCUGCCGGGAAAGGUGCUGACUCUGGAGGAACAAUGCCUUGCGCGCGGGGGGAAACCAUGCGUUUUCAAUGCUACCGUUUGCUGGAAAUUACACUGUACAAAAUCGAUGACGAACAUGAAAUGCGUUGGAAAGGCUCCAGCAGCAGAAGGUUCUUCAUGCGGAGAUGGACUGCACUGCAUAAAUGGCGAAUGCAUCGCCGAUAAGAGCGAGGGGUACCACAAUAACUAUCUUGUGAAACAUAUUUAAAUAUUUAUAAUGUUACUCGUGGAUUAUACGCUGUACAUACAUCAUAAUCGUUAAGUUUCGUAUCGAGAAUUUUUUUAUUUAGCGUGUAAGGUUAAUUCAUUUUGUAUAACAUUGGAGUAGUACUUUUUAAAAAAAUAUG
Messenger RNA from Nasonia vitripennis (jewel wasp), 1806 nucleotides. Its product is annotated as venom metalloproteinase 3-like. Bases 471 to 1667 code for a protein of 398 amino acids. NCBI's taxonomy places the organism in Eukaryota, Metazoa, Arthropoda, Insecta, Hymenoptera, Pteromalidae. The record is from RefSeq and is a predicted model, not a curated record. Gene Ontology annotation, molecular function: metalloendopeptidase activity. The transcript is spliced from 12 exons. Gene Ontology annotation, biological process: proteolysis.